Thamnophis elegans (Western terrestrial garter snake) is the source of this 3353-nucleotide messenger RNA. RefSeq names its product trafficking kinesin protein 1 (gene TRAK1). Lineage: Eukaryota; Metazoa; Chordata; Lepidosauria; Squamata; Natricidae. Gene Ontology annotation, biological process: anterograde axonal transport of mitochondrion; endosome to lysosome transport; neurogenesis. The transcript is spliced from 14 exons. The record is from RefSeq and is a predicted model, not a curated record. Gene Ontology annotation, cellular component: dendrite. Gene Ontology annotation, molecular function: GABA receptor binding. The coding region runs from base 22 to 2544 and encodes 840 amino acids.
UGUGCUGAACGAGUAGGCCAGAUGACUAAAACAUACAAUGACAUUGAUGCUGUUACACGUCUCCUUGAGGAAAAAGAACGGGAUUUAGAAUUAGCUGCUCGAAUUGGCCAGUCAUUGCUGAAGAAGAAUAAAACUCUUAGUGAGAGAAAUGAACUUCUUGAAGAACAAGUAGAGCAUAUCAGGGAAGAGGUUUCUCAACUGCGUCAUGAGCUGUCCAUGAAAGAUGAGCUUCUUCAGUUUUAUACCAGUGCUGCUGAAGAAAGCGAGCCAGAUUCCCUCUGUUCAACUCCAUUGAAGAGGAAUGAAUCAUCUUCAUCUGUCCAGAAUUAUUUUCAUUUUGAUUCCCUUCAAAAGAAGCUGAAGGAUCUCGAAGAAGAGAAUGUUGUCCUUAGGUCAGAGGCCUGCCAGCUGAAGACUGAAACCAUUACUUAUGAAGAGAAAGAACAGCAACUUGUAAAUGAUUGUGUAAAGGAGCUCAGAGAUGCAAAUCUUCAGAUUGCCAGUAUUUCAGAAGAGUUAGCUAAGAAGACUGAAGAUGCUGCCCGACAACAGGAAGAAAUCACGCAUCUUCUCUCUCAGAUAGUGGAUUUGCAGAAAAAGGCAAAAGCUUGUACCGUGGAAAAUGAAGAACUUGUGCAACAUUUGGGAGCAGCUAAAGAUGCCCAAAGGCAACUCACAGCUGAAUUACGAGAGCUGGAAGAUAAAUAUGCAGAAUGUAUGGAAAUGCUUCAUGAGGCACAAGAAGAACUGAAGAAUCUUAGGAAUAAGACAGUGCCAAAUGCUAUAUCACGCCGUUACCAUUCAUUAGGCCUUUUUCCAAUGGAUUCUUUAGCUGCAGAAAUUGAAGGAUCAAUGCGAAAAGAACUGCAUCUGGAUGAUACUGACUCAAGCCAUCACAAGAGAGUGUUUGACACUGUACGAAACAUCAAUCAGGUAGUAAAGCAGAGAUCCCUAACUCCAUCUCCAAUGAACAUCCCAGGAUCUAACCAGUCUUCCACAAUGAAUUCAAUCAUUUCUAGCUGUGUCAGCACACCACGAUCUAGUUUCUAUGGAGGAGAUGUUUCCAGUAUUGAGCUAGACAAUAAGAUGAAUAGUAUCAUCCUAGAAACUGAAUCCACUGAAUCUAGAGAUGAAGAGAAGAACAAGAAACCAGGAACACCAGGAACACCAGGUUCUUGUGACCUGGAAAAAGCCCUUCAAAGGUUGUCCCUUCGGAGGGAGAAUUACCUGUCAGAAAGGAGGUUUUUUGAAGAAGAACAGGAAAGAAAGUUGAGAGAAUUAGCAGAGAAGGGGGAGCUCCAUAGUGGUUCCAUUACUCCAACAGAGAGUAUUAUGUCAUUUAGAACACACUCCGGGUUUUCUGAAUUUACUGGCUAUUCAGGAAUAUCUAUCAGCAGUCGUUCAUACCUCCCAGAGAAGCUUCAGAUUGUGAAGCCCUUAGAAGGUUCUGCCACACUGCAUCAUUGGCAACAGCUUGCUCAGCCUCAUCUAGGAGGCAUCCUUGAUCCAAGGCCUGGGGUUGUUACUAAGGGCUUCCGCACUCUUGAUCUUGAUCUGGAUGAAGUGUAUUGCCUUAAUGAUUUUGAAGAAGAUGAGUCAGGUGAAAUUACAUACAAAGGCUUAACUACCUCGACACCGAUUCAGCAUGCAGAGACCUCAGUACAUCAUCCUGGAAAGUGCAUGUCACAAACCAACUCCACAUUUACUUUUACCACAUGCCGUAUUCUACAUCCUUCCGAUGAACUCACACGAAUCACACCAAGCCUUAAUGCAGCACCUACUCCAUCUUGUAGCAAUGUUGGCAAUUUGAAAGGCACUCCGGUAGCCACCCCAUGUACUCCUCGGCGUCUGAGUUUGGUAGAAUCCUUCACUAAUGUUCGGGAAUCCACAACUACAAUGAGUACAUCCUUAGGACUUGUAUGGCUACUCAAGGAACGUGGGAUAUCAGCAGCAGUGUAUAACCCACAAGGUUGGGACAGAGUGGGCAGGAGCACUCUUCUGAACACAUAUUCUCCAAGAAUGGCUGCCAUUCCUUCCACUCCUCCAAACUCACCUAUGCAGACACCUCCUUCUUCCCCACCAUCUUUUGAGUUCAAAUGUUCCAGUCCUCCUUAUGACAAUUUCCUGGCUUCCAAACCAGCUAGUUCAAUUCUGAAGGAAGUAAGGGACAAAAAAAAUAUCAGAAACAGUGAGAGUCAAACUGAUGUGUCUAUCUCCAAUCUUAACCUAGUGGACAAAGUAAAAAGGUUUGGAAUUGCCAAGGUAAUAAGUUCAGGGGAAACACAAGCUCUUAAGUUAACUGAUAAACACGGACUAUUUUUCUCUGGAUCACAAAAGUCUGGAGGCCUGCUGCCUGAGAAUUUGCCUUUGGAUUGCCCUGCUGUGACAACUGCUAUUGGAGGCAUUCAGUUGAACACUGGCAUUAGAAGGAAUCGAAGUUUCCCAACUAUGGUUGGUUCGAGCAUGCAGAUAAAAGGUCCAUCAACUCUAACCCCUGGAAUCCUAAUGGGAGGAAAACUUUCCAAGCAAACUAGCUUACGAUAAAUGGCUUAAUAUAUUUCAAGCUCCUCCUUCAAACACUUUUUUCUUCCAGUUGUUAUUAAGUUUGACAAAUCAACUUUGUGCCUAAUUGGAUAAAGUGUAAAUUUUAAAUAGAAUGUAAAUAUGUAUUAGAUGUAUUAUAGAUGAAUCAGGUCACUGUUUUGAACAUGUAACAUGCUAAAAUUUUGAAAAGCUGUUUUUUUUUUUCUUUGCACUGAAAAAAGUGAUCCUUGCACAGGGAAAAAGAAUGAUCAAUUCUCUAGUUAGCCUACCUUGACAGGGUGAGAGUAUCAUUUGGCAAGGAUUACUAAUCAUGCUAUCAGAAUUGCAAGAUUUCAGGAUGGGUGGUGAAUUCUAUGAGGAGUCUUUGUUUUUCAUGACGUGUUCAUCAUAGCAGUAGCUUAGCAUUUUGACCAUUUUGUUUGGCCUUUGAAGUGAGGAGGGAACAUUGUACUUCAGGGGUCAUAAUUCUAACUGAUUGGAUUUUUCCCUUAUGAAAUAAACUUGAAAUGAUAUAUAUUGAGAAGCAUUGCUAAGUGUGCUCCAUGCCUCAAUUGUUGUUUUGUAGCAUGACCAUAUUCUAUAUAUUUUUUUUCAAAGCUGCACUGAUGAUAAAGUGAAAAGUAUUUAAAUAAAAUUUUACUGCAGACACGGAAAAAUCAUUAUGACAUAUCCAAAAUGAAAAUAAUACCCUUAGAAUUAUUCUAUGCUUCAAUGUUAAAAAUACUAAAAUAAAUAUCUCUUUCCUUGGGAGCCAAAAUUAUUGAAUGAGUUGAUAGUAGGCCUCUUUAAAAACCAAAUUUAAAUCUGUA